Merops nubicus (carmine bee-eater) is the source of this 1751-nucleotide messenger RNA. Its product is annotated as tetratricopeptide repeat protein 37-like. Gene Ontology annotation, cellular component: Ski complex. The transcript has 15 exons. Gene Ontology annotation, molecular function: protein binding. NCBI's taxonomy places the organism in Eukaryota, Metazoa, Chordata, Aves, Coraciiformes, Meropidae. The annotation marks the transcript as partial. The record is from RefSeq and is a predicted model, not a curated record.
AUGUCAAAUAAGGAAGUGAAGGCAGCACUGAAGAGUGCUAGAGAGGCAAUACGAAAUAAAGACUAUAAGGAAGCCUUAAAACAUUGCAAGGCAGUCUUGAAGCAAGAGAAGAAUAACUACAAUGCUUGGGUAUUUAUUGGCUUGUCAGCUGCUGAGCUGGAGCAGCCUGACCACGCCAAAGGAGCCUAUAUGAAGGCAAUUGAACUGGAACCAAACCAGUUACUGGCCUGGCAGGGAUUAGCAAAUUUCUAUGAGAAAUCCAACCAACCAGAUGUCAAAGGAGACUUGGCAAACGUGUACCAAAAGCUCUUGGAACUCUAUGAAAGUGAUGACAAGCAGAAAUGGUGUGAGGUAUGUAACAAGCUUGUGGAAAUAUAUCGCCAAGAAAAGAAAUACUUAGAGGUGGGUGAAACAUGGCAGAGACUAAUACAGGUGAAACAGGAACAAGGUGCAGAAAAGACAGAGCUCCAUCAGCUGUGGAAGAAGAUGAUCCAGUUACUGAAGGACAGCACAGAGAACCAGGAUAAUAAGACUGAGCAGUUGCUUUUGACUGCAUUUGAACAUGCACUGAACUCUGCAGACACUGUUCCUGGUGAGGACCACAAAAAUCUUUACAAGAACUUUAUUGAGUGCUUGUCAAAGUUUCCUCAUGAAACAACUAGGCUGGAACAGGCCUGCAAUGAUAUGAUAGCUUUGUAUCCUACCAUCAGUUAUCCUUUAGAAGUACUUUGCUUGCACUUUAUUCAGUCAGGUACUUUGUCAGAAGAAGCCCUGCACUGUGUUUCUCAGCUUUUGGAGGUGGAUGCAAGCAGUGGCCCAGGCAUCAUAGGUCUUGGUAUCAAAUGCUUCCAGGAAAAGAAAUACAAGGAAGCUGUUAAGAGUCUUACAGAAGGUUUGCAGAAGACAAGCCAGUGCCCAGCAGCGUGGUGUUACUUGGCAGAGGCACAGAUGAAGAUUCACAAGCCCAAGGACACUGUCCUGUCCUGCAAACAAGCUCUUGAAGCUUUUGGAACUCCCAAGGGUUCUAGUCUUCGGUGGAAAAACCUUAUCCUUCAGUUGAAAGCAGAAGCUUUGAUUAAAAUAGCCACUGCUGAUGCUGCUGAAGAAGCCAUUAAAACCCUUGACCAGAUUGUGGAUGGGAGCAGUGAUCCAGUGGUUUCAGCUAUCAGAGCUCGGGCUUAUCUAAGCAAAGGUUUAAUGGAUCAGGCUUCCAAGAUCUCACACGACCUUCUGCUGUCCCACCCUGAUCUGGCUGAGUCCCAUGCUCUAGAGGGUUUCAUCCAUUAUUCCCAGAAGAACUAUGAGCAGGCAGAAAAAAGUUUUCUAAAUGCUAUUGAAAGAAAGGCUGAAACUGCAGAGUAUCAUCAGUACCUGGGGCUCACAUACUGGUUCAUGAGUGAUGAGACAAAAAAAGACAAAGGAAAAGCACACACUCAGUUCUUGAAGGCUGCAAAGCUGGACAGCUGCUUGGGAACUGCCUUUCUCUACCUGGGUCACUACUACCGAGACGUGGCUGGAGACAAAAGCAGAGCUUGUGGCUGCUAUAAAAAGGCUUUUGAGCUAGAUGGAGCUGAUGAAGAAGCUGCAGCAGCAGCUGUGUACUUGAGCGAGGAACUGGGAGACAUGGACACUGCUCUGUCAAUCCUGAAGGAAGUAACUGACAAGCAGAACACCAGUAAGGCAAAGUGGGCCUGGUUUCAUCGUGGACUUUACUACCUGAGGAUUGGGCAGCCAGAAGCAGCAGUGCAUGA